CUCAUUGGCUAUUCAGGAGAGAGACGAAGGCGCUUAAAUAGACAGCCUGCGUUGAAGGACUGAAACUUUAUGAAACUAACAUUUAGAAAAUAAGUUGUUUAUCUUCAAGGCACCAUGCAGUCCAGGCGAUGGUUUGGAGGGGCUGGGUUUAGCUUUGCGGAUGACCCUGUCACAGAGACGUUGUCCCAGGCCAUCCGAGGCACAGGAGAAGAGCUGGACCGAGAGCCAGAUACUGGGGUGCUGUUUGGCAGCCUACGUGGCAGCGUGGUAGGCCUCCGGUAUUAUACUGGCGUGGUGAACAAAGGGGAGAUGGUGUCUCUGGUGCGUCAGCCUCAGAACCCGUACGACCGUAAUGCGGUGAUGGUAGCUAACGUCUAUGGCAGUCAGGUGGGGCACAUCAAACGAGAGCUAGCCGCGUUGUUGGCUAACAUCAUGGACAACAACUUGGCCAGGGUGGAAGGGGUGGUCCCGUUCGGGGUGAAAAACCAGUUCACCAUGUCUGUAGUUCUGUCAUUCUGGGGGAGAGAGGAGAACAGAGAUGCAGUGGUGAGGCAGAUAACUUCACGCAGCUUCAAACUGCAGAGUGGGCCUACAGGAUUCAUGUGUGUAGAUGGUUCUAGAGAUCUGCCCAGGAAGACUGUCCUACUGACUGCAGAAGAGUUGAAGAAUGCAUUUGACAAUUUAUUUGAAAACCUGAUGGAGGAUAAGAUUGGAGAGAGAGAGGCAGUGGAGGCAGUGUGUACUCCGCUGCUGCCCCACCAGAAGCAGGCUCUGAGCUGGAUGUGUGUGUGUGAAAACAACACUGCGCUGCCCCACUUCUGGGAGGUUAAGGAGGGACUGUUCUAUAACACACUCACACACUCCUCUGUUAGAGAGAGACCACAGAGGGUCCGGGGCGGCAUACUGGCUGACGACAUGGGACUGGGGAAAACGUUGACCACCAUCGCUCUGAUCCUCUCCAACUUCCACCACGGGAAACCUCUGUGUGAACCGGAGAAGUCUUCCCCUGAACCUAAGGCCUCUACCACCGCAAGGAAAAACCCUGAAGGGAAGAGUGGUGAGGGCAUACAGGCAGAAGUGUCUCUGGCUCCCGCUGGUCACUCCCCUUGUAUGCGAGCCAAUCAGGCUGAAACUCAGGUAAUGUGUGUGGAGUCAGUGGACGUGGUGCAAGAGGAUGUAGUGGAGGAUGGAGACGAGGACUGGGUGUCUGAAAAGAAAGCGAAGGGAAGGCCACAGGGAGGCAAAGCCAAGGCCACCACAACAAAGAAAGCUGCUAAGACCAAAGGGAAAGCAGUCAGCACCUCAAGGAAAGGGGGUGCUGUGUUGGAGGACCUGGACUUUGCAGCAGCAUUGAGUGGGUUAACACAGGGAGCUCCUCAGGAAAAGAGUGUCGGUAAAAGUGUAGUUUCGCCGGUGGAAGCUGCCUCUUCCCAGAGCACAGACGACCCAGCAGCCAGAGCCACUCUCAUCAUCUGCCCCUUAUCGGUACUCAGCAACUGGCUGGACCAGUUGGAUCAGCAUGUGCGAGCGGACGUCAAGCUGAAUGUGUAUCUGUACUACGGCUCGGAACGCAACAGGGACACACACUUCCUGUCCUCGCAGCACGUGGUCCUCACCACCUACAACGUGCUUUCUGCUGACUACUCGGGCAUUGCUAGUCCCCUCCAUACAGUGAGCUGGCUGAGAGUAGUCUUGGACGAGGGCCAUAUUAUCAGAAACCCAAACGCCCAGCAGAGCAAGGCUGUACUCAAAUUAAACACACAGAGACGCUGGAUACUCACAGGCACUCCCAUCCAGAACAACCUGAGGGAUCUGUGGAUGCUGGUGGCGUUUCUGCGUCUGAAGCCGUUCGACGUGAGAGAGUGGUGGAACAGAGUCAUACAGAGACCUGUCACACAGGGGGACAAGACCGGCCUGCAGAAUCUGCAGGCUCUGGUGAAGUGUGUCACGCUGCGUCGUACGAAGACCAGCCGGGUGUGUGGUCGGCCUCUGGUCUCUCUGCCGGAGAGGAGCGUCAGAAUAGAGGAAGUGGAGCUGACACAGAAGGAGAGGGAGGAAUACGAGCUGGCACGCACAGAGGGACGCACCACCAUCAGCAGGUACGUUGCAGAGGGGACUGUCCUCAGGAACUACGCAGAUGUUCUGGCUAUCCUAGUCAGGCUGAGACAGUUCUGCUGCCACCCUGACCUACUGGGAAAGACCACUACACACACAGGUGUGGUAGCUGUGACUCCUGCAGAGUUGAGAGAGCGUCUGAUAAUGAAGCUGAGGCUGGUGCUGGGCACUGGCUCUGAUGAAGAGUGUGCUGUAUGUCUGGACUCUGUUCGUCUGCCCGUCAUCACACACUGUGCACACGUCUACUGCAGACCCUGCAUCGCAGAGGUCAUACGCAGUGAGCAGGAGCAGGCGCGGUGCCCUCUGUGCAGAGGCCAGAUCAAGGCCAGUGAACUAGUGGAGUUCCCACUGGAGGAAGAGGAGGAGGAGAGUAACCUCUUGGAGAACUGGAGGAGCAGCUCCAAGGUGGAGGCUCUAAUGUCUAGCCUGCUCAGACUGCGCAGUGAGGACGACAGCAUCAGGAGUCUGGUUGUCUCUCAGUUCACACGCUUCCUCACUAUUCUGGAGAUUCCACUCAGGGAGGAGGGUUUCAAGUUUGUACGUCUGGACGGCACUAUGAGCCAGAAAAGGCGGGCUCAGGUCAUUCAGGAGUUCCAGAGCGACGCCCCUGGCAGCCCAUUGAUCAUGCUGCUGUCACUCAAAGCCGGAGGGGUGGGGAUAAACCUCAGCGCUGCAUCCCGCGUCUUCCUCAUGGACCCAGCAUGGAACCCAGCAGCAGAGGACCAGUGUGUGGACCGGUGUCACCGCCUUGGCCAGAAGAGAGAUGUUGUCAUCACUAAGUUCAUAGUGAAGGGCUCCGUGGAGGAGAACAUGGUGAAGAUUCAGAGGCAGAAGCAGGAUCUGGUGGAGAAGGCUUUUGGCACCAAGAACCCCAGUGAGAGGAAGACAUCGCGUGUUGAUGAAAUCCUAGCCCUGAUGGAGCUGUAGAUGCCAGCACUAAAAACAGCAAUUAUUUUGAACAGAGCCCUAUCUGGCAGGCCAACUUUGUUAUCCUUUAAGUUUAGAGGUAAUGUUCUCCCAGCUGUGCGACCAAACACACACACACUGCCCAUUGUUGAGAUCAGUACUGCAUAUGUGGGAAUAAAGUUUCUGUGACAAACCAUA
Salvelinus fontinalis (brook trout) is the source of this 3219-nucleotide messenger RNA. RefSeq names its product helicase-like transcription factor (gene hltf). NCBI's taxonomy places the organism in Eukaryota, Metazoa, Chordata, Actinopteri, Salmoniformes, Salmonidae. Bases 115 to 3042 code for a protein of 975 amino acids. The record is from RefSeq and is a predicted model, not a curated record. The transcript has 26 exons. Gene Ontology annotation, molecular function: ATP binding; hydrolase activity, acting on acid anhydrides, in phosphorus-containing anhydrides; zinc ion binding.